UACGUCCGAAGUGUUUGAUAGACGAAUACUUUUUUAAUGCGCGCAUAAGUUAAAGCUGAAGGCAAUCGUGAAGAAAGUGAAAACACUGCACUAUCGUGCAGAUGUAAUGCAGUCCCGGAUGGAUCCCAAAAACGGAAUACCGGACGCCGUUUGUACGGAUAGGAUUCGAUUUAGGAAACUGCGGUCACAGAAUUUUGUCAACCGGUUGCGCGAUCGCGAGUCAGGGAUGCGCCACCGGACACCGUUACACGCCGCCCGUGAGAUGUACCAGAACGUAUACCCCAAUCUGACGGUGGUGAACGUCGAGCGACCGCCCUGCUACUUGCGAAAGUUUAGCCCCGAUGGCAAGUACCUGAUUGCGUUUUCCUCCGAUCAGGCCGCUCUGGAGGUGUACGAGUACCAGGGAUGUGCUGCGGCGGGUUACUUACUUCAAAACUGGGACGACACGGAGCUGGUAGCGGACCAUGGCCUAGGCGCAAACUACCGCGUGCGGAACCAAAUUUUCGAUCGACUGUUUAAGCUGAGGCACGUCGUAAACCUCGAGAACCAUGAGAAACACCUGAACCGCGAGUGCAGUCUGUUCACCAACGACGGUCGGUACGUGAUCGUUGGUGCUGCCUCGUUCAUACCGGAGGAAACACGGCCAUACUUUUACGACCUGUACACCAACAAUGAGGUGAUCAAGCCAACCGCCAGCUGCCCACUUGAAGACUAUACAUUGUACAUAAUCGAUCUACACUUUGGUCGCAUUUCGGAUUCGCGAGACUUUCGCGUGGACAAGAUCAUCCUCUCGCACAAUCAGGGAGUCUAUCUGUACAACAACACGUUGGCGAUUCUGUCCAUCCAGCACCAGACACUGUACGUGUUCUCGAUCGCCGAAGGCACGUUUGUCAAAGAGCGCACGAUUGGGCGGUUUUGCAGUGCAGAGGAUGACUAUCUUUACACGAAUGCGAUUGCGCAGGAGCGCACGGGCACUCCGAUGCCGAGAGCCUUCCGCGAUCCAGCCAUCAACAGUUUGAAGCACCGCAUACUGGUGUACCUAUUCUACCAGGCGAAACGGCUCGUCGAUACGGGCGAGGAUCCGUUGGCACUGCGAAAGUUUUACCGCCGAUUCGACGAGUACCGGGAUCUGCGCAUGUGGAAGAUGCAACUACUGGACGAUGACCACCUUUUCAUCAAGUACGCGCAGGAAGAUGUGGUUACACUGAAAGCGCUCGAACCGAACAGCCACAGUUCCUUAUUUGUGAUCUACCAUAUCUGGCAGAAGAAGGUCCUGGCGGUGAAAAGCAACCAGUGCGCGCAGUUGCUCGAUCUGUACGAAAAUUUUUGCGACAGCUUUCGCAACGCCAACCACAGCCACCGGACACCGUUUACCUGCUCGCCGAGCAAUAACAUCUAUUCCAACUUGCUGCACCAGCGCUUCAAGCAAACGAUGAUCGGAGCGCGCGGUGGUGGCAUUACGGAGGCCACCAAACGCAUCCUGGCACAGCUACCGAUCAGCGCACAGAGCUACAGCAGCUCACCCUACCUCGACCUUGGGCUGUUCAGCUACGACGACAAGUGGGUAUCGGCGAUGGAGCGACCGAAAGCGUGCGCCGAGUUUCCGAUUCGUUUCUUUGCGCGCGAAUCGGGACUGCUCAAGUUUCGUAUUUACGCCGGCAUGCACGGGCAACAGCUCAGCAAUCCGGGCACCCGCCGACUAGUGGCCUUCAUCUUUCAUCCGACGGAACCGUUCGCCAUCAGUGUGCAGCGCAUCAACACGGAGUACAUUGCCAACUUCCACCUGCGGCAUGCGCCCAGUAUCAGCAGCAGCGACGAACAGGGGCUUCGGUAACGGUACCGACCCGCCGAGGGCUUGUUGGGCUGGGA
This is a messenger RNA of Anopheles bellator, 1869 nucleotides long. RefSeq names its product DET1 homolog (gene abo). Gene Ontology annotation, cellular component: nucleus; cullin-RING ubiquitin ligase complex. NCBI's taxonomy places the organism in Eukaryota, Metazoa, Arthropoda, Insecta, Diptera, Culicidae. Gene Ontology annotation, molecular function: ubiquitin protein ligase binding; ubiquitin-like ligase-substrate adaptor activity. Gene Ontology annotation, biological process: positive regulation of proteasomal ubiquitin-dependent protein catabolic process; protein ubiquitination. The transcript has a single exon. The record is from RefSeq and is a predicted model, not a curated record. The coding region runs from base 107 to 1834 and encodes 575 amino acids.